Messenger RNA from Notodromas monacha, 243 nucleotides. The record is from the annotation of a GenBank genome assembly. Lineage: Eukaryota; Metazoa; Arthropoda; Ostracoda; Podocopida; Cyprididae.
AUGGUGUUGGGAUGCGUGCUGGAGGAGGCGAGGAUUAAACGGCCGUUACUGGCUGUCUUCUACAACGAUCGGGUCGAUACAUUGGCAGACCUCUCGGAAAAUAUCGUCAAUGUCCCCAUGACAGUUCACCUGCAAGAAAAAAAGCAGUUCAAACGACCGAUCUUCAGUGCCAAAAAAUGCUUCGCCAGACCACGCGGAAGUGUUAUUUUUAAAACGCGCACCACGCAUUUGCACAACGAAUUC